AUGGCCAUGCGCAAUGUACCUUGUCAAUCAACUGGGUAUUCGCCACACUACCUUCUGUUUGGGAAGGAAAUGAAUCUCCCUUUUGACACUACCUUACUGCCCAAAUCUACUCUUGGCAAGGAUGCACAGGGUCAUCUGCAAGAUCUCUUAACAAACCUCAGUGUGGCUAAAUCACUUGCAAAGGACAACAUGUCUGCUGCACAGGACAAAAGCAAGGGUCUUCAGGAUAUCAGAGCCAAGGAACCUUCCUACUCUGUUGGCGAUCAGGUUCUAAUGACUGAUCCCACAGUCAAAACCGGCCUUUCACCCAAACUAUCAAAGAAAUGGAUAGGGCCUUACAGAAUCAUUCGCAUUGGUCUAAACCACACAUACAAACUCAUGAAUGCAAGCACAAACAAGGAACAUAAAUCAUUCAUACAUGCCAACAGACUCAAGCCUUAUACACCUCCCACUCCUCGUAUGCAAGUGUCACAACCCACCCAGCAUCUGGCAACACCUACUCAGUCAACAUCCUCUCAGCCUGACAAUGCACAUAGACAAGGCUCACAAACAGCUACUCCAACUCCGUCAACAUCCUCACAGCCAGACAAUCCUAUCACAACACAGCACAUGUCAAGCCAAGAACCAGAUAAUGAACCAGACAACACACACCCAUCAUCUUCCCAACAAGAUGAUCAACUGUAUGCGGUCAAAUAA
Molecule: messenger RNA, 696 nt
Organism: Haliotis rubra (blacklip abalone)
Lineage: Eukaryota; Metazoa; Mollusca; Gastropoda; Lepetellida; Haliotidae
Exons: 2
Coding region: 1-696 (231 amino acids)
Source: RefSeq, a predicted model, not a curated record